Molecule: messenger RNA, 4610 nt
Organism: Condylura cristata (star-nosed mole)
Lineage: Eukaryota; Metazoa; Chordata; Mammalia; Eulipotyphla; Talpidae
Gene: LMO7
Product: LIM domain 7
Exons: 27
Coding region: 352-4539 (1395 amino acids)
Biological process (GO): regulation of signaling; regulation of cell adhesion
Molecular function (GO): protein binding
Source: RefSeq, a predicted model, not a curated record
GUUUUGAUAACAUUGUACUGGCUGGGAAGGAAAGCACAAAGCAACCCCUACUAUCAUGGUCCCUGUCUUAAUUUGAAAGCCUUUGAGAAUCUUCUAGGACAAGCUCUGACGAAGGCACUUGAAGACUCCAGUUGCCUGAAGAGAAGUGGCAGGGAUAGUGGCUACGGUGACUUUUGGUCUACUGAACGUGGAGAGUUUACAGGUCCUCCAGGAGGCCAUAAGAGAGAGGAUUCCUUUGAAAGCCUGGAUUCCUUGGGGUCUAGGUCAUUCACAAGCUGCUCCUCUGACAUCACACUGAGGGGGGGACGUGAAGGUUUUGAAAGUGACACAGAUUCUGAAUUUACAUUCAAAAUGCAGGAUUAUAAUAAAGAUGAUAUGUCCUAUCGAAGGAUUUCAGCUAUUGAACCAAAGUCUGCUUUACCAUUCAAUCGUUUUUUACCCAACAAGAGUAGACAGCCAUCCUACAUGCCAGCACCCUUGAGGAAGAAAAAGCCAGACAAAAAUGAGGAUAACCGAAGAAGCUGGGCAAACCCAAGCUACACAGAUGCAGAUGGAGCAUUUCCAAGUAACAAGAAGAGAACUGAGGGCACACACUUGGAAAACUGGCCAUCAGUACACGUAACUUCAAAAUCUGCUUAUUACUUGGAAGUGGAAGAGAAGACAAGUAUACCCAACACUGUGAAGGAUGAUCUUUAUGUGCGAAAGCUAAGUCCAAUUUUGCCAACCACAGGGAAUGCUUUUGAUCAGUUUCUUCCUAAAUGUUGGAUACCAGAAGAUGUGAACUGGAAAAGAAUAAAAAGGGAAACUUAUAAGCCUUGGUAUAAAGAAUUUCAGGGAUUCAGUCAGUUUUUAUUACUCCAGGCCCUCCAAACAUACUCUGAUGACAUCUUGUCUUCCGAAUCAAAUACCAAAAUUGACCCCACUUCUGGCCCAAGGCUCAUCACACGUAGAAAGAAUCUCUCUUACACAUCAGGGUUUAGAAGAGAUGACCCCGAAACGUCAGCCCUGGAUCCUGACUUAGAGAAUGACGAUUUCUUUGUCAGAAAGACUGGGGCUUUCCACGCCAAUCCAUGUGUUCUCCGAGCUUUUGAAGACUUCAGAAGGUUUUCUGAGCAAGAGGAUCCUGUAGAGCGAGACAUAAUUUUGCAGUAUAGAGAAGGUGAACUUGUACUUCCAGAUUUAGAAAAAGAUGAUAUGAUCAUUCGCCGAAUUCCAGCGCAAAAGAAAGAAGUGCCUCUGUCCGGAGCCCCAGACAGAUACCAACCGGUCCCUUUCCCUGAUCCCUGGACCCUUCCGCCAGAAAUUCAAGCCAAGUUUCUCUGUGUACUUGAAAGGACGCACCCACCCAAAGAAAAAGGUAGUAACUGUAGAGUACUGGUCCCCUCCCUUCGGCAGAAGAAGGAUGACAUGUGGACACGAAAGAUCCAGUCUUGGACCCUGGGGACCUCUGUGCCUGCUGUCAGUUUCAUGCCCGGCCCUUGCAGUGAGGCUGACUUUCGCAAGUGGGAGGCCAUCCGGGAGGCCAGCAGGCUUAGGCAUAAGAAACGGCUGAUGGUCGAGAGACUCUUUCAAAAGAUUUAUGGUGAGAAUGGGAGCAAGUCCAUGAGCGAUGUCACUGCUGAGGAUGUGCAGAAUCUGCGUCAGCUGCGUUAUGAGGAGAUGCAGAAAAUUAAAUCGCAACUAACAGAACAAGAUCAGAAGUGGCAAGAUGACCUUGCAAAAUGGAAAAGCCGUCGAAAAAGCUACACUUCAGAUCUGCAGAAGAAAAAAGAAGAGAGGGAAGAAAUGGAAAAGCAGGUGCUAGAGAAGUCUGAGAAGAGCUCUAAGACAUUUAAGGAAAUGCAGCAGGACAGGGACACCCGAAAUCAAAUGUCAUCAGUUACAUCCAGGAGAAGAAUACAUUCCUGUGAUGAUGUAUUGGAUGAAGAAAAUCUUACCCCUACAUUGACUAUGUCAGAAACGAGUGACCAGAGUGAGAGAGUGGAAGAGGAAGAAACAAGUUAUCCCACAAAAGUUCCUGAACCAGAGUUUUCAAGUUUUGCAAAAGAGGAGGGCACUCUGAGAGCUGAAACUCAGCUUCCUUCUCCAAGCCCUGUGGAGGAACAACACUCAGCCCCUUUGUCUUCUCAGCAGUCACAGAGCACACAAAUGGAGUCGACUCGAGUUUCAGCUUCUCUCCCCAGAACUUACCAGAGAACUGAUACAGCCAGGUUAACAUCUGUGGUCACACCGAGACCUUUUGGCACUCAGUCAAGGAGAAUCUCAUCACUCCCGAGAUCCUACACGAUGGAUGAUUCCUGGAAGUACAAUGGCACUUUAGAAAGCAUUAAGAGAUUGCAAAGCAGUGUGGUGGGCACCUCUGUGCAAAAACCUGAGCCAAGCCAGCCUGCCUCCAGCGUGGCCGAGGAUAGAGAGGCAGAAGGAGAGGACAUGCAACGGGAGCCCUCUCCUACUCCUUCCUUCUCAUCUCUUUCCCAUGACCAAGCUGCCACUUCUAAAGCCACACUCUCCUCAACAUCUGGCCUGGAUUUGAUGUCUGAGUCUGGAGCAGGGAGCAGCUCACCCCAGACAGAGGUCUCAUCAUCACAGGAUCAGUUCAGUGAUAUGAGAAUCAGCAUAAACCAGACGCCUGGGAACAGUGUUGACUUUGGGUUUACAGUAAGAUGGGAUUUUCCCCGGAUCUUCGUAGCAUCAGUCCAAGCAGGUAGCCCGGCAGAAUUUUCUCAACUACAGGUAGAUGAUGAAAUUAUUGCUGUUAACAAUACCAAGUUUUCAUGUAAGGACACAAAAGAGUGGGAAGAAACCAUGGCUGAUGCGCAACACACUGGAAACCUAGUCAUGGAUAUCAGACGCCAUGGAAAGUCUGGUUCACCUGAGACAAAGUGGAUUGAUGCAACUUCUGGAGUUUAUAACACUGACAAGUCUUCCAGUCUGUCUAUUUCAACUGAUUUCUCAGAAAGCCUUCAGAAUUCAAAUCCUGAAUCCAAAGAAAUCAAUGGUAUUUGUGAUGAAAGCAGUACUUUUGACUCAAAAGCAUCUGAACCUAUUUCUUUGAAAAACUUAAAAAGGCGAUCACAAUUUUUUGAACAAGGAAGCUCUGAUUCUGUGGGUCCUGAUCUUCCAGUUCCGACUCUCAGUGCUCCCACUCGUCGGGCGUGGGACCAGGAGGAGGAGCGCAGGCGGCAGGAGAAGUGGCAGAAGGAGCAGGAACGCCUGCUGCAGGAAAAAUACCAACGUGAGCAGGAGAAACUGAGGGAGGAGUGGCAGAAGGCUAAACAGGAGGCCGAGCAAGAGAAUUCCAAGUACUUGAGUGAGGAGCUGAUGGACCUAAACUCAAACAGCAUUUCUCUGACCACACGGGAGUCCACUGUCAGCACGUGGGAAGUCGCCUGGACGGAAGGGUGCAAGUCUUCUGACACAGAAGGAACCCGAGCAGGAGAAGUAGACGGGAGUCUGCAGCAAGAGGACCGUGUGCGUGAGGAUCAAAACCAGAUGCUUCAGGCACAAGUCAUUCUUGAGAAAGAGAGGAAACUGAAGGAGGAACAACAGCUUCGGGAAGAGCAGGAGCUGCAGCGGCGCCAGGCAGAGGCAGAGGCUGAGGCUGAGGAGCAGAAGCGCCGCGCUGAGGAGCAGAAGCGCCGUGUGGAGAGAGAGAAAGAGACUUCGGUCAGGAUAUACCAGUAUAGAAGGCCUGUUGAUUCCUAUGAUAUACCCAAGAGAGAGGAAGACUCUUCAGGUUUGCUUGCUAGUGACAGGAAUAAAUCCAGAUCCACUACUGAGCUUGAUGAUUAUUCCACAAAUAAAAAUGGAAGCAACAGGUAUUUAGACCGAGCUGGGAAUACUGGUUCAUUACAGAGGAGUCCCAAGAGGGAGCAGUUCUCCUCAGGCGCAGAAUGGGAGAGACAGCAAAUCCUUCAAGAAAUGAGGAAGAGGACAUCGCUUCACACUGACAGCAGCUGGAUCCGACAGCGCAGCUCCAGUGUCGUAAAUAAAGAGCCUAUUUGCCUGCCUGGAAUUAUGAGAAGAGGUGAAUCUCUAGAUAACCUGGACUCCCCCAAGUCCAGUUCUUGGAGGCAAUCUGCUUGGCUCAACCAGCCGACUGCCAUCUACGCUUCCUCCUCUGUUCAAGACUUCAGCCGCCCGCCUGCUCAGGUGUCCACCUCAAACCGUGCCUACAUGCGCAACCCGCCCUCCAGUGUCCCCCCUUUUUCAGCGGGCUCUGUCAAGACCUCCUCUGCCCCUUCCCCCACACCACGCAGCCAUUCCCCCACAUCUGCACAGCCUGGCUCCCAGCUGCGGAACAGGUCAGUCAGUGGGAAGCGCGUGUGCUCCUACUGCAAUAACAUUCUGGGCAAAGGAGCCGCCAUGAUCAUCGAGUCCCUGGGUCUUUGUUAUCAUUUGCAUUGCUUUAAGUGUGUUGCCUGUGGGUGUGACCUCGGAGGGUCUUCCUCAGGAGCAGAAGUCAGAAUCCGAAACAACCAACUGUACUGCAAUGACUGCUAUCUCAGAUUCAAAUCUGGACGGCCAACCGCCAUGUGAUGUAAGCGCCCAAACCAAAGCCCUGUUGCAGAUAGAAGAGGAGGUGGUUGCUGCUGAUGUAGAUCUAUAAA